AUGAGUAUCAAUUAUAUUUUCACUGCUGUUUUCGAUCCUGAUCAAGGCCCCGUUUUGCAAUACCAGUUUCCUCAAACGAGUCGCUAUGACUUCCGAUUUCUUGCAGAAAUAAUGUUACCUGAUAGGAUUCACGAAAGAAAUGAAGAUUGGCUUCAGUUCUUUCUUCAUUUUCGUGAGGAUUCUCAAUCAUAUUCUCUCUUUCCUUCAGUAACCAAGGCUAUCAAAGGACCAAAUGGCUCGGAAGUUUUUCACGUCCUGAAUGUAAUCCAUACAAAGCGUGAACGAUUUGCUAAACGAAACGGUACAUUGUCCGCAAUGGCUAUUUGUACUUCUUUUCCUCACGUCCAAGUAUUAAAACCGAUGUUAGAUGAUGCUUGGAAACGUUUUGAUGCUUCACCUUCUUCCCUAACCUUAGAACAUGUAUUUAAGGAAGUCUGCGACUAUGAUUUUCAUACAUAUUUAUUAGAUGCCUCUUUAAAUUCUUCGGUUAUACUGACUCUAAAUGACUUCUACCGUUAUGUUGAUUCAGAAUCCCGAACUCAAAAGUCUUCUUUAGUGAGAUCUACCAGUCAUUCCGGCUCCUUCCUCAAUUCUGAUGAUUCUUUAAAAAUUCCGCCUACGAAACUUCCACUGAGUAGUUCGGCUAAUAAUAAAUCAAACAUUACUACCUGUGAAAUCCCUACUAUCUUCCUACCCGAGUGCGUAGGUGAAUAUAAUAUUUCCAAUCUAAUUCAAAUAUUCAUCGAUAGUCCUCCUCCUCUAUCUACGUAUACCUCCAAUCUACCUGCUGAUGAAGGUCAUACGAAUCCUAUCAUUGUUCUCAUCAACUCCCUACUUCUACAAAAACGAGUCCUGUUUCUCACUAGCAAGCUCCCAGCACAUGUGUUAACCUCCUAUGUUUUAUCUGCUAGUGCUUUGGCUUCCGGGGCUUCGGGCUUAUUACAAGGGUACUUGAACAUGACUUUCCCGUAUGUGGAUUUGUCGAACGUCGAUGAGUUAUUGAAACUUCCAGGUUAUAUUGCAGGAGCAAUGAACCCGACCUUUCAAUAUCAUCAAAAUUGGUGGGACUUGCUUUGCGAUUUAGAUAACCACAUCAUUCAUGUAUCACCUGAACUUAUAAAGAAAAAUAUAAGCUUUAAAAAUUUGGAACUAAUUGCUUCAGUACCUUAUAAUCAGUUUCCUCCAACAAGGAAGUUGAGGGAACAUACCGAACAGCAAUUGAUAAGUGAUUUACAGAAACUGCUAGUUUGUCGAAAUAAGGAAUUACUCGUUCGCUGGAGAAUCCGAACUCACUUGUUAUCGUUCAUUAGAAAGGCAGUAAGCUAUGAGCAUCUAUUCUUGGAAUCUUCUUCACUUAAUCCCCAUAUAGAGAACUACAAAUUAGAAGGCUUUGGCUGGUUUUGGCCAGACCGUAUUUCAGGAGUGAACGAACUAUCUCUCAUGGCUGGGAAAAUUGAGGAAUGGAGAAAAACUAAAUCUUACGAAAAUUAUUGUUAUAGAAUGGCAAACACACACAUACCGGUUACGUUAUGCAUGGAUGUUGCUUACCAUUUAGAUAGACUUCGUCUUCAGAUUGUGUCUUCUGUGGAAGCUGCUCGUAUUUAUUCGGCAUUGGAACAGUAUAUGAGGACAGACGAAGAUAUAACUUAUAUACUCAGUUUAUGUCCCCUCCAUGAAGGGGGGUUGACUAUAAUUUCGUAUGGACUUUAUCAUAUAUCAACCACUACUCGUGAAAAUGUUGUAAGGAUAUUAGAAAAAAUCAGUCGACACAAGUAUGGGCAAUUGUUUUUCACAUGUUUAUCAGAAGUUGAUAAAAUAAUGUAUGCUUCGAUGAAAACUUACUUGGAGUAG
Messenger RNA from Schizosaccharomyces osmophilus, 1851 nucleotides. Its product is annotated as Arf3/6 docking factor. The record is from RefSeq and is a predicted model, not a curated record. Bases 1 to 1851 code for a protein of 616 amino acids. Gene Ontology annotation, cellular component: plasma membrane. NCBI's taxonomy places the organism in Eukaryota, Fungi, Ascomycota, Schizosaccharomycetes, Schizosaccharomycetales, Schizosaccharomycetaceae. Gene Ontology annotation, biological process: actin cortical patch localization. The transcript is spliced from 3 exons.